AUGGCGUCUCACACAGUGCCACCCGAGGUUGUUGACCUGGAAAACGCGGAUUUCACCAAAACGCGGGACCCAGAAACGCCAUCCAAUUUACAAAAUCGCUCUAAAAGAAGGCAGUGUACCUUUACAAAUGAGGUACCACUAGUCCUUAAACUGGGAAACAAAGCGAACAACAACAACACCAGCCCAGCGAUGGAAGCCUUCAAAGCCAAACUCGCUGAGCAUGAACACGCUGAAAGGAUUCAGCGAAAGGUCAUGACUGGCCUGGUAGAGACAAUUGACAGAUACAUCAACUUCUUCGCCGCGGGGGACGAAAGAACGGCUGCCAGGAAACUGAGCACUAGAGUCGUUGAGAUCCUCACACUCUCUAUCAACGAUGGAUCUGACCGAGCGUCGACCGCAUUGUAUACACUACCGGCGACGAGAAGCGCAGCUUCUCUGAAAACACAAACCACCACCAAAACCUACGUGGAGAUCCUCAAGACCCCCAAAACAAGUCAGAACGGGGCGGGCCGAGAGGACCCACCCACACCCCAAGAGGCCCCACCAAAGGCCCCACACGACAACACGCGCGCCAAACAACGGGCGAUACGAACCGCCCGGAGCACAGACCACAGGCUACUAAUAGCCAUCAGCCCUGCAGCUCGGAUCAGCAGGCCAGCCCCGUAUACGCUAAGAAGCGCUCUGAUUGGGGCAAUUACGGGCUUGACACUAGCAGAUGUCCCCACUAUAUCGGCUACUAAGACAGGGCACGCAAGUGCACCAAUCGGUAACUUGGUUCAACUACGCAGUCCCUGGGGUCCCAGUAUCGAUCUGCACGAUAGCAGGACUCCCAGCCGAUACAGCGAAUCACAUGGAAGCGGAGGUUCAAGCACAGACAGGCUAAAUCCCAAACCAGUCCGCGGGUUCAGGUUCUUUAACGCUAGCGAACUAGCACGAGAGAUCAAGGCAAAACCUACGAUAACCCGACACGACACCGGAUGCCAGGGCUGGUGCAACCCAGCAAGAUACACCAGGCUCACCCAUUGCGCAAACUGCGGGGCACGAAAAGAUGCACACAAGAGUCCGCAAGGAUCCAAUUGCACAGCAAAGACACGAUGUACUAAUUGCUUUGGACCUUUCGCGGCAGGACACCAGAACUGCCCAGCAGUACCUAAGAUAGUGGAUAGCAAGGCCACAGUGUCUACCAAGCCACAACUUAAGGCUAUACGAAAACCAGCUCUAGCCCUGGAAGCAGCAAUACUUGCCAACCAGAAGCCCAAGGACAACCCCAAGAAGGGACUCAACGAGGAGGCCCUAGCUGGUAGCCAGCAGGACACUGAAAUGGGGGAGGACCCCCAACCCAACGCACAUAAGAUACGGGACCUAACAGUCUGCUGGGCAAACAUGGGCAGAAUACCAGAGAUCUACGACAUUAUAUUACAAAUGGCAUUUGAGGACAAAACAGAUGUCUUGUGCGUACAGGAACCAUCCACGUUCCCACUCACAAAAACCAAAACACACCCCGGAUGGACCCUAUAUGCGCCAAUAGACUCAUGGACAGGAACAUCCCCCGAACAAAGGGAAGCAGAAAGACCCCGAGUACUGACUGGCUCGGAUCAUCACACCCUGGUAACAACAAUACCUGGCAGAGGUAUCAAACCUCUGGACCAACAUAACAUCUGUGUCCCGGAAACGGAACUACUGCGACUAGUGGGGCUAGUAGCAAACGGAGUGGUAUACCUGCCCACAAAUGACACCCUCAACACUCCAGAAAGGAUAGACGAUUUCGCUGAACAACUCACGCAAAUCAUCAAGCAAGCAAUGACUGCGGUAGGAACCACAGACAAAGGAAAAGGCAAGGCAGCACCCUGGUGGAUAGCAGAAUGCAAAAGGGCCUACACUGAGCACCUGAGCAGACAAGCUGCACCAGGGAGCCCCCCCACCACAGCAACGAAAGACUUCAAAACGACGGUCAGAGCAGCCAAACGCGACUACUGGAGACACAUCAUAGACGACAUCUCCAGUGACAAAGACCUGUACAAGAUAGUCAGCUGGCACAAGCUAGCCCCGAACCUUAAAAGCCCCCCAAUCACCUCAAACGGAGUGGUGAUAGAAGACUCGAUGGAAAAAGCCGAAGCAUUCAGGACUGAAAUCCUGGACCGCUUUAGAAACGGGCACUUACCCUGGAACUCCUGGCUCACAUUGGAGGAAGUCGAAGCAAGCAUCAUUGGAGUAUCCAGCAUGUCCCCAGGAACUGACCAAGUCACGGUCAGGAUCCUCAAGGCCUGCUGGGACUACCUCAAGGACCCGCUAAGAUGGCUCUACCAGAAAUGCCUCGAACACAGCUACUUCCCAAAGACCUGGAAGCUAGCUGAGGUGGCUAUGCUACCCAAGAUCGGGAAAAAGGACAUGACAUCCGCAAGGUUAUGGAGACCCAUCACCCUGCUCUCCUGUAUAGGAAAAGGCCUGGAAAGAAUAGUCGCCAAACGCCUGGGCUGGACAGCCCUAAGGUAUGGCAUCAUCAGUCCCCAACAUGGCGAAGCCCUGCCCAAGCGGUCCGCGAUGGACCUGGUAGUAUCCUUCAUAUACGAUGUGGAGGUGGUACUAGGGACCGGCAAGAAAGUAACCAUAGUCAUUAUGGAUAUGUAA
Messenger RNA from Sclerotinia borealis F-4128, 2628 nucleotides. NCBI's taxonomy places the organism in Eukaryota, Fungi, Ascomycota, Leotiomycetes, Helotiales, Sclerotiniaceae. The record is from the annotation of a GenBank genome assembly.